This is a messenger RNA of Pygocentrus nattereri (red-bellied piranha), 4151 nucleotides long. It is a transcript of the gene tlr8b, whose product is annotated as toll-like receptor 8b. Lineage: Eukaryota; Metazoa; Chordata; Actinopteri; Characiformes; Serrasalmidae. Gene Ontology annotation, cellular component: plasma membrane. Gene Ontology annotation, biological process: positive regulation of interleukin-6 production; toll-like receptor signaling pathway; defense response to virus. The coding region runs from base 303 to 3344 and encodes 1013 amino acids. The transcript is spliced from 2 exons. Gene Ontology annotation, molecular function: pattern recognition receptor activity; protein binding. The record is from RefSeq and is a predicted model, not a curated record.
AAGUAGAAUACAGCUGGAGAGUCUCAGGCAAACCAUAGAAACAACCCAUAAAACAAUACAUAAAACUUUUUUUUAUUUGAAAAUUGCUAUUUUAAAUCCAUUAGUGUGGUUGUGUGUUGAUGUGAUUGGAAAGAGGAGAGGAUAACAAUUACACUUCUGCAACUAAAAUGUACAUUUUGAAACUUGAAAGAGGAACUUUAACUUCUGUUAAAGAGACCAUUUACAUUCGCUAGAAGUCAUACUUACAUUUUCAUGCAUCGAAAGGACUGCUCUGGUUGUAUUCAAUAAAACACCAGGAAAGGAUGUUGAUUGUAGUUCUGAUGUCUUAUGUUUACUCAUCAUAUGGUCUUAUUUGGUCUUGGAGGACCCUACCAUGUGAUAUUACAUUAUCCAACACCUCCAUUUCCCUAGACUGCUCAUGCAGAAAACUAUGCACAGUUCCUAAAAUCUCCAUUUGGAAUGCCACUCAACUUAACUUAGCUAAAAAUCAAAUUAAAAAAGUUUCAAGCGACUCUUUUUCAAAGCUACAAAAUCUAACUCUGUUAAAUCUCAAAGGGAAUCGGCUGCAGAAUGAGCCUCAUACAGACAAACUCCUUUUUUCUGAUUUAGCUAGACUCAAAAUAUUGUUACUUGAUGAUAAUCACCUCUCCGCCGUUCCAAGAGAUGUUCCAGCUGGACUGCAGGCUCUAAGUCUAAGUGGCAAUCACAUCGAGACCAUUGGACCUUCAGACUUUGCAAGAAUAAAAAACAUAAAAGACAUUAGAUUAAGCAAGAACUGCUAUCAAAAAAUUGGUAGUAUACAGUGCUUAAUUAUUCAGAACAAAACAUUUUCUGACUUACAUCAGCUGACUUACCUUUUUUUAGCACAAAACAGGCUGCAAAUGUUACCACCAGAUUUGCCUGGAUCUCUCCAAAAGCUCCAUUUACGACAGAACACAAUUGAGAAUAUUAAAGCAUCUGACCUUGAAAAUUUAACAAAACUCAUAGUUCUGGAUUUAUCUGGAAAUUGUCCUCUUUGUUACAAUGCUCCUUUCCCAUGCAGCCCCUGUAAAACAAAAAAUAAUGCCUUGCAGAUCGAUCCAGAAGCUUUUAGUCAACUUUCCCAACUUCAGGAGUUACGAUUAUCAGGAAAUUCGUUACAAACACUCAAUCCAUCAUGGUUUAAGAAUCUUACAGCAUUAAAGUACUUGUAUCUUUCUUUCAACUUUCUCAUUAGUGAAAUUGAAACUGGACAGUUCUUUUCUAGUUUGCCCUACGUGGAGGUCAUUGACCUGUCAUACAAUAACCCACCACAAAAAUUAUCCAGAAGACUGAAACUCUCGAAAGGUUUUUCAGAACUGAAGUCAUUGAAAAGCCUACAUCUUGAGGGCUAUGUGUUCUCAGUUCUUUGUGAAAGUGACCUGAAACCUCUCUUUAGUUUAAAAAACCUCUCAGUCCUAAAUCUGGGGGUCAAUUUUCUCCAGCAGAUCAAUCUGUCCCUUUUUGAAAACUUUUACAAUUUAUCUGUCAUUUCUUUGAUGGAGAACACACUUACAUUGACUGGGAUGAAAACAAACCAGUUUGAGAGGUUAUGCACAAGUUAUGUGGAUUCUGAGGAUAAGGAAGAACAUAGUGUCCAAAGUCCUUAUAUCCAUAGAGAUGAAGAGUUUCGUCGCUACCCUCCCUUUUUAAAACCUGAGUGCCUGGCAACAGGACCUGUGCUAGACCUCAGCAGAAACAACAUGUACUACAUCAAUCCAGAGUAUCUACAAGCUGUGGAGAGUAUUACAUGUCUUAAUCUUUCUUACAAUGACAUUAGCUCAUUUUUCAAUGGCACUGAGUUUAUUCAGUUUCCAAAGCUAAAAUACUUGGACUUGUCACAUAACCGAAUCUACCUUCGUUUAGAAUCUGCCUUUAAUGAAUUGAAAGAAUUGGAAGUUUUGGACCUAAGUCACAAUAAACAUUACUUUGAAGUAGCAGGAGUGAGACACACGUUAGCAUUUCUUGAACACCUUGAGAACCUAAAAGUUCUUAAUCUCAGUUGGAAUGAGAUAAAUACACUGAGUGACAAGACACUGAACAGCAGUUCACUUAAGGAGCUACAGUUUCAAGGGAAUCGACUAGACAUCAUGUGGAAAAAGGAUAGUUUCAAAAAUCUUUUUAAACAUCUAGGAAACUUAACACAUCUUGAUAUAUCAUACAACAAACUCAGACAAAUCCCAGGGGACAUUUUGAGCUAUUUCCCACCAACCCUGAAAUAUCUGAAUUUGAACAGGAACCAACUUAGCAAUUUCUGUUGGGAACAGCUCAGCUAUUUGCCUCAGUUGGAAAUAUUGGAUUUAAGCAAGAACAAGUUGGAUGUUGUGACUGAAGCUCAUAUAGGUUCUCUGAGAAUCUUAGACUUGCGCCAUAACAUGAUCUCUAAACUAGCAAUAAACUUUCUUGAACAUGCCAAAAGCCUCAAGACUUUGGAUCUUAGUUUCAACAGACUGGAAAUAAUCAAUGAGACUUCAUUCCAAUUGCAUGAUGGAAAUAAUCUACAUACACUGUACCUCAAGAGUAACCCUUUACGUUGUACAUGUGACCUUCUUGACUUUGUUCUAUGGCUAGAGACCAGUGAGAUAGAGAUCCCUAACCUUGCAACAGGGGUCUUAUGUGACUUGCCAGCUUCCAAGAAAGGCCAGCCAAUGAUACAACUUGACCUUAAAAAUGCCUGCAUCAAUGACAGCACUGCACGAAUACUCUGCAUUAUCUCCUCUGCCUUUAUUCUUAUCAUGCUGUUUACUGCGAUCACAAUACACCUUUUCUACUGGGAUGUGUCCUACAUCCUUACGUUUUGGAAAGCCAAAAUAAAGGGUCACAAAUCAACAGAGUGCAUUUAUGAUGCUUUUGUUAUGUAUGACACCAAAGACCCUCUGGCUUCUGACUGGGUGCUGAACCACCUGCGAGCAGAGCUGGAGGACAGGGGGGAGACUGUACGUCCCCUGUGUCUGGAAGAGAGGGACUGGAUGCCUGGUUCUUCCAUCAUGGAGAAUCUCAAUCAGAGCAUUCGAUGGAGCAGAAAGACCAUUUUUGUGCUAACGGAAGGCUUCGUCUGCAGUGGGAUUUUUAAAGUGGCAGCUUAUCUCACUCAACAGAGGCUGCUAGAGGAAGGUGUGGAUAUAAUGGUGCUAAUCCUGUUGGAACCAGUGCUCCAGCAUUCAAGAAUCUUGCACUUAAGACGGUGCCUGUGUGGGAAUAGUGUGCUGGAAUGGCCCAGGAAUCCUUCAUCAGAGAAGUGGUUCUGGCAGAGUCUGAGGAAUGCCAUCAGGAAUGAAAAUCAGGGAAUGCAAAGCAAGCUGUUUAAGAACUAUUAUAGUACUUAAUAAACUCACUGGUACAAAACAACAAUGCUACAAUUCAGAGGACAUAUAUAUGAGAAAAAAAACAACUGUGUAUUUCUGUGUUUUUACUUUUUGGAUAGAAAUGCCUUAUUAAAUUUUACAAUGUUCUUAUGCUUUUACAUUCACUGUGGCUAGAUUACCACUACCACACAAAAUUAUUUUCAUACCCAAAGGGUUGCUUCCUUCUGAAACGAAGAUAGUCAGGAGGUAGGAGACUUCCUCUAAAAUUUUGUUGAGCAGCAACAUCCCAGCACUGAUGUGAGGACUAUUAUAAUGUUGUUGGAAAAACCUGGAUUUUUCACAUGAGUUUACUCUUGGUGCAGCUUACUAGAGCUCCCUCUGUCCUGCUCCUUCUUCAUCUUUUAUUUAUAGUGUAGAAAAGCCAUGAAAAAUUCAUGAGCUUGGCAAUGAAAUGAAUACAGAAUGAAAACACUAGGAACAUAUACAGUGAUGACAGCCAGAAUAUCUCUAUCCAGGGUGAAGCGCACAUAUCAUUUAAGGGCAGCAGGACACAUUACAAAAACAACCUUCUGCUCAAUAAAUGUUACAGAUGAAGUUACAACUUCAUCUUGGUACUUCAUUGAAUGGUUCUGACUGUUUCUUUACAGUACGCAGCAUGUUUUUUGUGUUUUUUUUUAAAUAAGGGAUGACGACAUGCAGUGCUUUGCUGAUACAAAUCUAAAGAGGAUGUAUAUGUAAUAUAAGUGUACCUGUUUAAAUGUAUGUCUUUAUUAUAGUGUGCCUUUUCCAGUUAUCAUAUAUUCAUUAAAUGCAUCAUCUAUACAGUUA